Budorcas taxicolor (takin) is the source of this 2062-nucleotide messenger RNA. RefSeq names its product tigger transposable element-derived protein 1-like. Gene Ontology annotation, molecular function: DNA binding. The coding region runs from base 59 to 1969 and encodes 636 amino acids. The record is from RefSeq and is a predicted model, not a curated record. The transcript is spliced from 2 exons. Gene Ontology annotation, cellular component: nucleus. Lineage: Eukaryota; Metazoa; Chordata; Mammalia; Artiodactyla; Bovidae.
CCUCCGCCUCCGCCGCUAAAGAUGAAGGCUGGGCUCGGCCGCCGCUGGAAAGCGGCGAAUGAGGCCGGAGAUGAGGAGUCUCUGCAGCCCCGCCGGCCCAGCUGAGGCAGCCGGCCCAUGUCGCCGUCCGGAGGCAGAGAUGGCGUGGCAGGAGAGGCCCAGGGGCCACUGUGGCACGGCGCUGGGUACCGCCGACGGGCAGAGGGAAGAGAGCGUGUUGAGAUGCAUGGCUCGGGGCGGCAGCCUGAAGCCCCCCCAGCCGCAGGGCUUGGGGAAGGCGCCCCUCGGGAUUGGCCUCCGCCAUAGUGCCAAGCGGGACCGGAAGUCCAUCACCUUGCACGUGAAGCUGGAGGUACUUCGGCGCUUUGAGGAGGGGGAGAAGCUGACGCAGAUUGCCCGGGCCCUUGGGCUGGCCACCUCCACGGUCGCCUCCAUCCGUGUCAACAAGGACAGGAUCCGGGCCAGCUCUCAGGCAGCCACGCCCGUCUGCGCCACGCAGCUCACGCGUUGCCGGGGUGCACUGAUGGGCCGCAUGGAGCGCCUGCUGAGUCUGUGGAUCGAGGAGCAGAAGCGGCAGAACCUGCCGGUCAGCACGCUGCUCAUCCAGGACCAGGCACGCCGGCUCUUCACCCAGCUGCAGCACGAGCAGGGUGGCGGCGGGCGGGCCGAGACCUUUGGGGCCAGCAACGGCUGGUUUGCCCGGUUCAAGGUGCGCCACAACGUGCUGCUGACGCAUGAGCCCGCUGUGGCCGAUGCCCAGGCUGCCGCGCACUACCCGGCAGUGCUGCGCGCCAUUCUGGAGGAGGGCUGCUACUCACCGCGGCAGGUCUUCAACGUGGACGAGACGGGCCUGUUCUGGAAGCGGCUGCCUGAGCGCAUGCUUCUGGCGUUGGAGGGGACAGCUGGGCCCGGGCCCAAGGCCUCUAAGGACCACCUGACCCUGCUGCUCGGUGGCAAUGCGGCUGGUGACUUCAAGCUGAAGCCCCUGCUGGUGUACCCCUCGGAGAACCCGCGUGCCCUCAGGGGCUGCUCCAAGGCCAGCUUGCCUGUGGUCUGGCGCUCCAGCCGCAACGACUGGUUGACGCCUGUCAUCUUCCAGGAGUGGUUUACUAGCUGCUUCUGCCCUGCUGUGGAAAACUACUGUGCCAGCCAUGGCCUCCCGCACCGUGCCCUGCUGCUGCUGGACAGCGCGCCCUGCCACCCUGCCCACUUGGGUGGCCUCUCGGCCCAUGUGCGGGUCGAGUUCCUGCCCAAGAACACGUCCACCCUGAUCCAGCCCAUGAAUCAGGGUGUCAUCACCGCCUUCAAGGCCCAGUAUCUGCGCCGCACACUCAGCCAGCUGGUCCAGGAGACGGGUGGUGCAGACCGGCCCUCUGUGUUGGAGUUCUGGCGCAGCUACACUGUCAUGACUGCUGUGGACAACAUCGCUGAGGCCUGGGCGGAGCUGCAGCCUGCCGCCAUGAACAGUGCCUGGAGGAAGCUCUGGCCUGAGUGUGUGCUGGCUGGUGCUCCCGAGCCCAGUGCCAUGCCCCAGCUCCCCCGCAGCAUCGAGGCACUAGCCAGCCACGCCGGUAUGGGCGACGUGGCUAAGGCCGAUGUUAGCCAUCUGCUGCAGGCCCGCGGGGAGCCCACGCCCACCUCCCCGGGCAUGGGCAGUGGGUAUGUCUGUGGCCCUGGGCUGCCCUGCCAGGGUGGGAAGGGCCUGGCCUCUAGAAGACCGGAAUCGGAGGCCAUAGAGGGUGCGGAGGCUGAGGACGCAGUUGUGGUUGCCCUGCGCUCCGAGCACCUGGCCCAGGCCCUUUCCCACUUUGCCGCUGGCCUGCAAGUCCUCUCAGAGAACGAUCCCAACCGGGAGCGCAGCCUGCGGGUGGCCCGGGCUGUCCACUGUGCCCUUGCCUGCCUCCGGGAGCUGCUCCGGGAAAGGAGGCGACAGGCUCGGGCUCCUGCGGGGCCUCCAGAGGCCCCAUGACGGUGGCAACAAAAACGAUGUCAGGAAGCCUGCACUCAGCCCAGGUGGGGCCCACAGAGGGUGGGCGAGUGGCCACAGCACAGACUCUGAAGG